GACAGAUGAAUCUGGCUGGGAAAGUACAUAAAGCUGUGCGUGCGUGGUUUGUUUUGUUAUUGUUCUGUAUUAAAAGGUAAAAUAAUGAAUACGAGAAAGCACUGGGGUGAAUUGGAAGACGAGAGGACCGACGAGACUUUAUUACAGAACGUAAAUUUUAACCCCAUCAUCGAGUUGGGUAUGCAAAACAUUCCGGAAAUAUCUAUCACAGUUAAAUCAUCGCCUAUUGAACUCCCGAAGCCGAAUUUAAUCACACACACUAUACAGCUUCAUGCUCACGCAAGACAACUAUCAGGUAUACUAGAUCAGGCUGAAAAUGCCAUGUUUGAAGGUGGUCGAUUGGGUCCUGUAAGUUUACCCGCGCAGCCGCCAGAACCAUGUUUGAAACUUGAACACGAGACGAACCCACCAAUCAACUUCCUCGAAAAAGAGUACUGUGAUUUCUCAGUAGGCAAAGGUCCUAUGAUUCUACCGUUUACACCAGAAAGUCACAAAAGAGCACUGCGUCAAUGUGCAGCCAUAGCUCUGGGACAUGUUGGAAUCUCAACAACCACAAACGUUGCUCUCACCGCGCUGGCCGACGCGUUAGACAUACAUUUAACCCACAUGUGUAAAUUACUCAGGACAGUAGUCGAUAAGGAAGCCAGUGGUCUAAAAUCAGGAUUCCCAGAUGCAAUUUCGAAAGUAUUUACCGAUCUCAAUGUUGGCAAUCUGCAUGACUUUUAUGAAAACAGAGUUGUAAGGUACCAUGCAAUGACUAAAAAGAAGUGCGAUGACCUGAGGAGGCAGUGUGAAGCACUGGCUAAUAUGGACAUAGCGCCACAGUUGAAAUUGGAGGAAGUACCAGAGUUGCACUUUCCCGCUGCACUAGAUGGAGCAUUCACACCUUCACUAGAACCUGGGUUCCAAAUGCUACACAGUUUGGAGCAAGAACAGCUGCAAGGCUUAGAGCUCCUGGAUGCCGUGACUCCAGAUGAUAUUAAAAUAGAACCCAUGGAGUUCUCACAACCAGAGACGACAGCCAAGCUGCCCUCAUUAUCACCUAGUGCUAAGAAGAAACGAAAAUAGAUAUUUUUCCACUGUAGAUUUUAUUCUUGUAUGGUUCCAGAGGCAGUAAUAUUUUAGUAAAAUACCAAUACUCAGAA
Molecule: messenger RNA, 1145 nt
Organism: Helicoverpa zea (corn earworm)
Lineage: Eukaryota; Metazoa; Arthropoda; Insecta; Lepidoptera; Noctuidae
Product: STAGA complex 65 subunit gamma-like
Exons: 1
Coding region: 85-1068 (327 amino acids)
Cellular component (GO): SAGA complex
Molecular function (GO): transcription coactivator activity
Source: RefSeq, a predicted model, not a curated record